AUGGCGCCGCUCGGCCAGACGAUCGCCGUCAUUGACAAGUCUGGCAAGGUCGUCAGCACGAGCAAACAACUAUUUGGAGUCUUCAACCAAGCCAAGGCUGCUUAUAAAGAGCGCAAGGCCCACUUCAACUCGGAGCGAAAUGCCAAGAUUGCAGAACAGCAGGCCCUCAAGGCCCUGGCUACUUACCAGAUCGAUGACUCGCCGUCGGUAGCUUCCCGGCGCAGUCACCGCAGCAGGUCACAACAUCAUUCGAGUCGCAGUCAGCACCACCAAACCAGGUCACGCUAUGAACAGGACCUACAUUCUGCGACGGGAAGGCCCGAGUCUUAUCAUGGACCUGGCCAAGGUCUCCCCCGCCGCCAUACACACCACGAACUCACAGUUCGAGAAGCUGCUCGGCCAAUGACUGCUCGAUCCAAAUCAGAUGCCCAGAUCGACAUGGACUUGGCCUAUGGCGAAGCUCACCCUGCUGCCCUGUCGAGAUACAGCCCACCGGAACCCAACGUCGAUGAUCAGAAGCAACUCGAUGGCCUGGUGAGCCGUGCCCAGUGGCUGCUCGAAGAGGCCCACUGCGUGCAACACAGUGCUACUGCUACCAUCAGCCACCUCCAAAAGAACCCGGACGCCAUGGCUGCCGUUGCCCUGACCUUGGCGGAAAUCAGUAACCUAGCCAGUAAGAUGGCCCCCGCGGCGCUUUCUGCGUUUAAGUCGGCCGCGCCGACUAUCUUCGCCCUUUUAUCCAGCCCGCAAUUUCUCAUUGCCGCCGGACUCGGGCUUGGCGUGACUGUGGUCAUGUUUGGCGGCUACAAGAUCAUCAAGAAGAUCCAGUCAGGCAAUGCAGAGCGAGGAGAAGAAGAGUCCAUCAGAAUGGAGGAAAUGAUGGAACUGAACAUGGAAGCCGACAGCCGGGUCGAAAUGUGGCGACGCGGUGUGGCCGAUGUGAAAGCCGAAAGUGUCGGCACCUCUGUUGACGGCGAGUUCAUCACACCUCGGGCCGCAGCUAUGUCGGGCAUUGAUAUCUCGACCGCACGCGCGCAACGAGAUCCGCGAUUCAAAUUCGAUGACGGUGGCUCCGUCGCCUCAUCCCGUCGCUCACGUCGCUCACGCACUUCCCGAGCUCACACCACGGCCGAGUCUCGCAGUGGUCGCUCCCGGAGAGAGCCUGAGCCUGUUCCCGCUUCGAAAGCUCCCUCUGGGUUCUUUGUCCGAUCAUCCAAGGCGCCGACAAAGGCACCGAGUCGGGCAUCUAGUCGUGCACCGAGCAACGCACCAAGCAAAGCACCUUCUAAGGCUGGCACAAGCAUCUCUGAAAAGGAGAAGCGGCCCAAGGAGAAGAAGAAGAAAGGCCCGAGUCGCUUGCGACUCAUGUUUACCGCAUAA
Molecule: messenger RNA, 1380 nt
Organism: Penicillium daleae
Lineage: Eukaryota; Fungi; Ascomycota; Eurotiomycetes; Eurotiales; Aspergillaceae
Exons: 2
Coding region: 1-1380 (459 amino acids)
Source: RefSeq, a predicted model, not a curated record